UUUUCAGCAAACGUAAAUAUCAUUUAUACGGUUAUUUUUUUUUUUACCAUUCUGCUCCAUAACAAUUAUGCUCCAUAGAAACCACAGCAAACGUAUUCUUCUUCAUUCUUUGUUAUUCUGCAACGCUUCAAGAAUUAAAUAUCAAAAAAUGGAAAUAGGAAAUAAGGUUUACCUAAAUAACAUUGACCAGAUAGAUGAAAAAUCGCAUAUCAAGGUUCGGGUGCUUAAAAUUUGGAACUUUGUCAGAAAUAAUAAAGUUUGUUCCAUUGAAAUGAUCAUCAUGGAUGAGGAGGGUACACAAUACCAAGCUCGUGUCUUCAAUCAGAAUUUCUCCAGAUUUCGUCAUCUUUUAAAGGAAGAUGAAAAUGUUAUUGGACAUAUCGUGUCAUUUAGGCCUCUUGAAACUUCAAAUCCAGUACCAUCCAAGCAUUAUAUAAAAGUCACUCUUAGCAACCUAGAUUCUGUACAUCUGAAGGUUACUAUUUUUGGAAGUCAAGCAUAUCAAAUUUCAGAAUACCUAAAAAGUAACCCGACUGUUAAUUUUGUUGUUAUCGUGAUGCAGUUUUUGAAGAUAAACAUUUGGAAUGGUCAUGGUGAAGCUAAAAGUCAUUUUGAAGUAACGAAAUUGUUCAUAAAUUCUGACAUUUAUGAAAUAAAUGAGUUUAAAAAUAAGUUGAAAUGUCAUGACAAUUUCGGUAUAACUGAAAAAAGCAUAACUACACUUCAAAGCUACUCUUCUUCAUAUACAGAUGACUUUAAGGGCAAUUUUCCAUUAAAAACAAUCUGUGAGAUCACCGAACCAAUUAAGGAAAUGAAGUUUUUAUUAGUUGCUUCCAUUGUUAAUAUAAGGCAGACUCUACCAUGGUAUUAUGAAGCAUGCAAAAAAUGUGGAAAAAAAAUUAUCCCUGUUCCCAAAACCAAUCAUUCGUAUACCAACCCUGAGGGAAUUUCAGAAACUAUGGUUGUCGAGUGUACAAAUGCACAAUGCAAAAAAUCUGAAUUUCAGUAUAUAAUUCCAAUUAACGUACAAGAUUGUACUGGAACCAUUGGAUUGACUCUUUUUGAUAGGGAAGCAAGGAGGUUGUUAAAUAUAAGUGCCUACGAGUUGAAAAAGAUACAUGAUGCGGCCGGAGACAGUGAUGCCCUAUUUCCAAUGCAACUUAACGUGUUGAAAAACCGCAAGUUUGGUUUUGUUGUAGAUAUUACAGAAUACAAUGUCAACAACUAUAAUAACAUCUACACAGUUCUCAGAGUUACAGAAGAUAUGUCCAUUGUUUGUGAAUUGGAAAGUAAAAUAGAACUUAUGAGUAUUCAAUCUGUCUCCUUAAAUCAAGUUGCUUUGGAAUCCGAUGAUGUUGUACAGCCUGUUCAAAAGGAUGUGAUCUCACAAACAGACGAAAGUUUUACACCCUCAACAGUUGAUAAGUCAACCGCAACAAGUCCUUGCAAAAUAUCAGGUGAUUUGAAGCGCAACCUCCAAGAAAUUUAUGAUGUUGAUUCUGGAUAUGAUUUAAGUUCAACUAAUGCUAAAAGAAAGUCAACCGCAGAGGAAAUUCCACUCUUAAUUCCAAAAAUUGAAAAGUGA
Messenger RNA from Lactuca saligna, 1585 nucleotides. NCBI's taxonomy places the organism in Eukaryota, Viridiplantae, Streptophyta, Magnoliopsida, Asterales, Asteraceae. The record is from the annotation of a GenBank genome assembly.